GACCUUGAUAAGUUACGGAUAAUUUCAGCCGUUCAGCAUCGUAACGAAAAGCGUAAUGAAAUUGAACUUAGACAUUUGUGUAACUAUUUGAAAAGUGUUCAAGGCCAUCUACACGUAUACGGUUGACGCGGUGAUGGUUUGGUUUUUGGUUACUUUCCUUACCUUGACUCUCAAAUUGGCUGCCUCGUGUGAUGAGUUUGACGUUAGAGCAGUCUCGUACUCAGCAAGUGAAGCAGUGUUGUCCACUGAAACCGUUAUUUUGAUUGAAGGUGAAGCUAAAUGUAAAGGGAAGGGAUCUCCAGACCUUUUCGCUGAACUAAAUGGAGUUUUCCAACCAGUUAGUCGUCAUAUUGAAACAGACAAUUUCCAAGUGACAUUUGUUUUCAACCAUAAAAGUAUCCCUAAAGGAGAUUAUCUAGUCCGUUUUUAUAACGAUAAAGGCGUAACAGCUUUCCUGCGUUCAAUGAAGGGUGGUGUAACUCCUGACGUACAACCAGUCUUCACAGUUCCCGUACGACAUAAAGGUAUAUCUUACAAGCCAGUUGUGUACCUUGAAACGGUAGCACUGUUGACAAUCCUUUUGAUAGCACUUGGAGCUAUUAUCACUAAGAACAAGUCAUUCUAAAUUUAUUGCUAGUUAUGUUCUUAUUUUUAUUGUACAUGUAUAACGCUGUAAAUUAUUUGUACUUUUUCUUACUUAUUUUGGAAACCGCUGAUAUUUAAUAAAAUAAAAAUCAAGCGGACUUUAAUCUCGAUGAAUACGUUCUGUCAGUGUAUGGUAUGUGAAUGUUUCACAGGUAUUUCUGUGAACUUUAGUCGUCUGAUUUUUCUCGGAAGUUUCAUCCUCACACACUUUUUAUACGGAUUUAGCUGAAGAGGGCCUCAAAUCACUGAAUCGGUCUAUUAUGCGAAUAACAAUCCUA
Molecule: messenger RNA, 923 nt
Organism: Trichobilharzia regenti
Lineage: Eukaryota; Metazoa; Platyhelminthes; Trematoda; Strigeidida; Schistosomatidae
Source: the annotation of a GenBank genome assembly